This is a messenger RNA of Mercenaria mercenaria, 2203 nucleotides long. RefSeq names its product guanylate-binding protein 1-like. The record is from RefSeq and is a predicted model, not a curated record. The coding region runs from base 127 to 2061 and encodes 644 amino acids. The transcript has 12 exons. Lineage: Eukaryota; Metazoa; Mollusca; Bivalvia; Venerida; Veneridae. Gene Ontology annotation, molecular function: GTP binding; GTPase activity.
UAUAUUAUUACGUAUAAUGAAAUUAUCUAAAUAUAAAACCUAGCAAUACAACAGCUAAAGCGUGAAACUUUGUUUUCAGAAAAUAUAAAUAAUUAGAAUAUCGUCCGAGGAUACAGGAACAGCGAAAUGAAAGCUGAAGAUGAAUCAGAUCCAGACAUUUCCGCAUCAUUUCAAGACAAAUUGGCAAUUUUUGAAAGAAAAUGCCAAUCAGGGAAGGACAACACUAAGAGAAUCUCUACUGGUACAUCUUCUUAUGGUAUAUCGGAACGUCAACAGAAAAGACAAAAAGCGGGAGCACAGAAAGGCGGAUUGAGACUGGCAGAUCAAGAGGAACAUAAACACCAAGGACUGAUAUCAGAUCCAGUAUAUCAACGUCUGAAGAUAUUUCAUGGACCUGUGCAAUUGAUAAGCACGACAAAGGACGGAACUUUGAGGCAAGAGUAUAGCACCAUUAACGAGAUUUCUCAGAUAUAUCACCCUGUUGUUGUUGUAGCAGUUACUGGCUUAUACCGUCAAGGCAAAUCCUAUCUACUGAACAAAAUUGCUAAAGGAACCUCAGACUUUGCAGUAGGUCACACUUUCCAACCGAAAACAAAAGGGAUAUGGGCAAUGUGUAAAGAGCAUCCAAAACAAGAAAAUACAGUGCUAAUGUUGUUGGAUACAGAAGGUCAAGGAGACGUUAUGAUGGUUGACAGGAAACAUGAUAAUAGAAUAGCUACAUUAACUUUACUACUGUGUGAUGCAUUGUGCUACAACACGAUGGGUGUAAUCAGUCAAGAUACAAUUGAAAAGGUCUCAGAUAUGGCCGACCUCACAAAGAUAAUACUUGACAAAAACUCACCACGGCGACUGAAGCACAAAUGGCCCACAUUUGUGCUUUGCCUAAGAGAUUUUUACCUAGAACCAAGAAAAGGAGACAAACUACUAUCAGCCGAUGAAUAUUUGGAAGAAUGUCUUACUUUAUGCUCGUGCGACACCGAUCAUUCAGAAAUAUACGAUAAACCGCGAAAAUGUAUAAAGGAAACAUUUUCUAAUCGUAAAUGUUUCACCUUUGAUUUCCCCACGGAAUGCAAACAAAUGAAUCGGCUUAACACGUUACAAGACAACGAGCUCAAUGCUUAUUUUCUUGAGGAUGUAGAAGAGUUUGUGUCAUAUAUCUUUGAAAUUAAACCAAAAGUGUUGCAGAAAGACAGGAAGGUUAAUGGUUCGGCUUUUGCAACAUUUCUAAAGUGUCACUUAGAAGCCAUUCAUGCCGAAAUAGUUCCGGACGUCACAGACGCUUUACUAGAAUCUUUUGAUAAAGAAAAUAAAGAACUUGUACAAACCACGGUUGAAGAAUAUCAGAACAGACUGAACAUGAUACAACUUCCUGUUUUGUGUGAAGGUGUUAUGGACAGGCUUAUUUGUGACGAAUUCCUUGAAAUGGAAUUAACACAGUUCAGAAGGAAGGCAAAAUUGGAUAUUGACCGCAGUUUUGAACAGAACGCUCGGAGGCUAAUGAACUUAGCAAGAGAUGAACUCCGAAGAAGAAAUGCCGCUCAGAUUUAUAAGCAUUGCUUUACAAAUAUAUCAGAGUUAUAUGAAAAAUCAAUUGAAGAUAGAAAAAAGUAUUUUAAGUCAGGAGGAUACGUAUUAUACAAAUCGGACAUUGCAUCUAUCACUUGGACCUACAUGAAUCAUUGUAAGGAUCUGGAUGAGACAGAGAGAAAUCGUGCGUUUGUAACUUUUAUGGAUUCAAAAUCAAACGAGGAACAUGAAAUUAUGACAGAAGACAGUCGUAUUACAAAAGAAAAUGAAAGAACAAAACAGAAAAUGAUAGAGGAAGAACGUUGCAGACAAGGACAAGAAGAGCUGUUACAACAAAGGCUUGAAGAAUUUUCAAAAAUAGAAGAAAAUAUGGCUCUGGAAAUGAGAUCAGAUCAGAUCAAAAUGUUUGAAAUUCGGAAUAGAGAUAUACAAAAUAACACCGAUUUCAUGCGUAAAGGAAGCCUAGUUUGUCCAAAAUGUGAGAAAUGGUUAUGUGCAAGUUGGAAGAAUUAUAAUACACCGUGUGGGCAAUAAAACAUGAAUAAUUAUUUUCAAUCAUUUUGUAGAAACAGAAGAAGUGACAAGCCUAUCGGUGGACAUUUAGACAGAAAUAUCUACCUUUAUUACAUACCUUUCCAUAGAUACAGUGGCGUCGGAACGAACUCAAAUUUGAGGU